This is a messenger RNA of Toxoplasma gondii ME49, 1184 nucleotides long. RefSeq lists its product as hypothetical. The record is from RefSeq and is a predicted model, not a curated record. The transcript is spliced from 4 exons. Lineage: Eukaryota; Apicomplexa; Conoidasida; Eucoccidiorida; Sarcocystidae. Bases 615 to 1184 code for a protein of 189 amino acids.
CAAUGAGGUGCCACAACCCCCGGGAAAAUGCAGCGCUUUGAGCUAAGCUGUUUUACGUCUAGCCUUGGAACCAGCCGCACAUGCCACAUCGUCUUCUUCAGGCGCUCUCGACGUCGAUCUUGGGUGAUUCAAGGACUGUGAAAAGCAGCGACGCUGUACCUGAUCGUUUACCCGACGGUGAAACCGCUGCAUGUCUUUAUACUCUCGGUUCACCUGUGUUGAUAGCGGGGCAACGACGCGGUUACGAGAUUAGGGAACUUUCGCAGGGUUAAUUUCAGCAUACAAGGGGCGUCGUGCAUCUCCCAGCCUCGACUGCUACGUAGACACGAACGACUCGGGCAUCAGCAGCAAAUGUUUGCACCGAAUUGAGUUAGUCUUCCCGAUUUUUGCCUCUAAAAAUCGAGACAAAUCCCGGACGUGCACGUCCGGCAAUGGUGAUUCAGGUUUUUUGAUCACAGCAAGCGGUUCAGCACUUGAGCCGUGACAUCCGUCCGCCGGGGUUCCCGUCCUUUUUCGUGACCAUUCACGCACUGACUUUUUCCAUUGUUACGCUGUAGGAGCUUUCAUAUUCCAGAUCCUGCUCCUCUCCUCUCACGUGGAGCGGUGAUCUAGCCAUGGCGAUUGUGAGGUUGAAUUCCCAGUGUCAUUUAGCCACCGACUUCGCGGGAUGUCGAAUGUUGUCUUGGACACCCAAGUUUGUUUCAAACAGGCGUUUCAGAGGGAUUACGCCAUGCACCGUCGUCGUUUGUAUGCUGCUGCUUCUGUCACCAGAAGCGCCGGUCGCCUUUCGAUGGCCGUUUCAUCACCCGGCCCACCCUCAGUGGACCAACUCUGGGGUACCGCAAUUCCUUUUUGCUUCAGCAGCGGAACAGACACAAACGCCAGAGCACGGAACGGAAUCAGAAACCGACGGCGUGGACACCCAAGCACAAAGCGAACAACCGCCAGCAAUCAGACGUAGAACCAGAUCUCUGGGCUCGUCACUUAGACAACGCAGUGUUGCCGCAAAAAGGAUGAUGCUCGCGAGAUUUUUCCUGGCUGCGAUCCCUAUUAUCGCUCUUGGUUACGGAUGCUAUAAAUUCUUCGAGGAAGAAGGUGAAACAGCAGGUGAUGAAGACGGACGUAUGGUUCCUGACGCAGAAGAGGAAGAGUCCGGCAACCAGGAAGUGAGAUAUAUAUUUUGA